AUGUCAGAUUAUUAUUUUUAUAAACAAGAAGAGAAACUAAAAUCAACUCGAAAACCAACCAAUUUUUUAUCAGAUUCAGAAGAUACUAAUUCUCAUCCCUAAUUGAGAAAUGCAUAACGGUUUUUGUAAUUAUGUAUUUAUAGAAAGUCAGUCGUAAACCUAAAAUUAUAUAAGAACUAAUCAAGUUACCUUAACCAUAAGUUUAAUAUAUUACUCCUGUAUCUAUUAUUCUUAUUAUAAUUAGUACAUACCUGAACCCAUUCCAAUACCUGAAGCUAUUAAACAAAUUGACAAAAAAAUAUAAGCAUAUCGAAAAGUAAUGGAAAUAACAAAAAAACAAAAAGAAUUAUAAGAACAAUAAAGAAAUGUUGAAAAUGGAUUUAUUUAAAAAUAAUCUGUUGAUUUUUUGACUAAUCCUAAUAUACAAUUAUAAAAUUAAUAAGAUGAUGAAAAUGAAGAAAAAUAAACUCAAAAUUCAAAAAAUCAAGAGGAGAUUGAUAAUAAUUAAGGAAAUACUUUGUAAUUGGAAAAUCAAAAAAUGCCAAGAUAAUAAUUUUAUUCUGAAUCUGUUAAAAAUAGAGAUUAGAUUUAUGAUAAUAUGAUUGAACGACUUUAUGCAAAAAAAUAAAAUCCUGCUUUAUUUGCAGUAAUAAUUUUAUAAAAUUAAUUCAAUAUUAGAAAUUACAAAAGAAACCACCUGCUUUAAAUAUUACAUCAAAGAAUAAAAUUUAAUCAGGAAGUGGAAGGAUAGAUAUGGAAGAACAUAAAUUAAGAAUAUAUAAUAGAGAGAAUGUACCAACUAUUCCUGAAUUGAUAAUACCAACUUUUAUGAUAAAAAAAGAUUCAAUGGCAAAAAAUAUCUUGGCAUAUCUAGUAUAAAUUUUUAUUUAAUUUUUAGAAAGAUUAUUCUCCAAUUUAUAGAUAAUAGAAUCAUAAUGAAUAUCCAAAAUGUGUAUAAAACAUUUUAGAAGAUGAAGAAGAUAUUAAUAAUAAUCAUGAUAAAAAUUGA
This is a messenger RNA of Paramecium pentaurelia, 1009 nucleotides long. Lineage: Eukaryota; Ciliophora; Oligohymenophorea; Peniculida; Parameciidae. The record is from the annotation of a GenBank genome assembly.